UCUGUAAAUACUUAGAAAACCUGACACGGUAAAGCUUUUUACUGCUCAGCUGUGACAUCAUGAUCAUUCCCUUCGAGUGCGUGCUUUUAUUUCUGAAUAGGAAAACCGCAGAACACAGUGAAAGAUUAACAGCAGAACAAGAAAGUCAGGACAGAAUACAAUUAACUCUUGACAUCGAAACUCACUCCAGAAAACGACAAAACUCAGUUCAGUUUCUAUAGAUAGAAAAAAAAAGGAAUUGUCGCUGGAUGUUUUCAGGCUUUUACUGUAAAAACCCACUACUUCUCAUGCGUAGUUGCAUAGGCCUCUCUUUUUCUCUCUUUAAAAGACGCACCCAACAACAAAACUCUACCCUUUUAAGCUAAAGCUUUUUUUCUCCUCAUCUUUUCUCUCUCUUUUGCAAAGUAUCGCAAAUUCCUGGCGAUUUUGCAGGGCUGAAUAAACUGAUCAAUAAAGAAGACGUUGGCAGAGUGAAUUGAUGUCAAGAAUGAGAGCCCACUAAGAGAAAGUAAAACUACAGACAUCAGAGAGAAAGAAAGUACUGAGGCUUAUCUUUCAAUAUUUCAUAUUUACAUGAUGGUGACGAUGGUUUUCAUUUCAUAGGGAGUAGCAAACAUUUAUACUAUAUUUGCUCGAAACACCCAGGACUGUUGAUAGAUACAGGUCUUUUGCAGUACAAAAAAGGGCAGAGUAGUUGAUCGUGCCUGCUCUUAUCAUGUGCUUUGCAUGCGGGUUAUUAUGAUGGGUAUCGAUUCUUGUCCUUGUUGACGCAGUUCAUCGAAGAAACUGAGACAAAAGACGAGAAAUAGAGAAACCCAGUUUUUUUUUUUUUUUUAAUUUGUUUCUUUUUAACUGUUCUGUCAUGGAGGCUACAGAGAUUUGGGAAGCAUUUCAAUUUCCCAGGGUGCGUUUUUGUUUUUCGCAAAUAAAAGAACUUGCAUGGAGUUGUGUGUAAGGUUUGAGAGGGAUUUCCACUAGACUUUCGGCAGAUAAACAGAGAAAUCGUUUUCAUUUUUUUAAAAAUUUUCUGUUGCCUACUUUUGAACGCCUGAAGGUGGAUUUGUGUGACUAGCGCAAGCAGCAAUUCAUGGUAGUGUGACAUUAAUCAUUCCCAGUUGUUUCAUAUUACAAAUUUUGGGGCUGAUAUACACCUGAUAAGAGGUAGUUAUGCUGAGAAAUAGGUCCAAAGCAGUGACUAGCAAGCAAGCUUUGAUGGCUGAUCACAGCUUUCAGUCAUCCCCUGCCCAGAAUUGCAAUAGACCAAUCCCAUCUUUCUUUGGUUCUCCAAGAUUUAAAGCUUUCACCACAAAAGGUCUCACCGAGACUGAAGCUGUCAAGAGUCCUACUGCAAUCCUUGACAACAAAACAUUCUUUCCUUUUAGUAACCCCUUUGGUUAUGAUAAAAACCAGCCAAAAUCCCAAAAAGUUUUCUCACCUGAUAACAAACAGCACUCACCUGAAAAAAUUGAAUCAAAAGGUAUUGGUCUUGCUAUAGUCGAUACUCUCAACGAUAGGCCAAAUGAGGAUAAGAGUUCUUUCGAGACACGUAACAAAAAGGUUUUGUUCGGGACCGAGCUCAGAGUUCAGAUUCCUCCCCUCCCACCUUCAGUUUCUCCCGCUAAUUCUCCAAAAUCUCCAACUGAUUUUGGAAUCAAGACCAGGAAUUCACGUUUAUCAUCUCCCAUUUCUGGUAUCUAUACAAAGGAUUCUCCUCGUGUCUACACUGGAUGUCUUCCUGUUAGGGAAAUGGAGCUCUCUGAGGAUUAUACACGCGUGAUAUCUCACGGGCCUAAUCCCAAAACCACCCAUAUAUUUGAUAACUGCAUUGUCAAGAGCUACUGCAGUGUAUCGGAUAAGUCCAAGUCUGCACCAGAGAGUUUCCUCAGCUUUUGUCACACAUGCAAGAAGAAUCUUGAACAGAAAAUUGACAUUUACAUUUACAGAGGUGAGAAAGCCUUUUGCAGUCAGGAGUGCCGCUAUCAAGAAAUGCUCCUGGAUGGAGAGGAGAACUAAGAAUUUCAUUACCUCUUGGAGAAAUAGUUUUCAAUUGCAAUUUGCAAAUGAUUGAUUCCAUAAACCAAAAUUGCCAGUUUUUUUCUUACAGUGUUUAGUUUUCUUUCUUUUUUUUUUUCUUUUUCUUUUAACCCUCUCCCCUGCAUAAAUACAUAAGAGAGGAUGAGAUAAUGUAGACUUGAAUUAAUUUUGUUCGAGUAAUUUAUAUGAUUGCCAAUGGGCUUUUUUCACAAUAGUUUUUUUCCUU
Durio zibethinus is the source of this 2260-nucleotide messenger RNA. Its product is annotated as FCS-Like Zinc finger 8-like. The record is from RefSeq and is a predicted model, not a curated record. NCBI's taxonomy places the organism in Eukaryota, Viridiplantae, Streptophyta, Magnoliopsida, Malvales, Malvaceae.